GGCGUGUUCUACUUCGAUGUGGAUGCGCGUGCCAAUGCGAUCGUGUGCCAGGAAGGAGUGUGUGACGUACGGCGUUGCAGGCUCCCAUCAGCCGGCGUGCCACCAUUGGCUCCCGUAGCUUGCUGUCGCACGCUAGCAAAGACAAAACAGUGAAGACGUGAGCGCGGAUUGUGGAAAUGUGCCUGUACGCAUGAUGUAUCUUGGCUGUCUAUUUGUAUCCUUGUCAGUUGACAAUGCUGGGAUGCGAUUUACCGACCUUGCCUAUCUCGGCAAAAACGACCCUUGAUAGACAAAGGAAUGGUAUGUAGAGGUUAAGAAACAUAACGUUCCGAAUAUUUGACAAAAGUGUUUGCUAUGGCUGAUGAUGACGAUGAUGUGAUAUUUGAGGGGAGAGAACUGCAGAAAUAUCUAAAUGAAAUUGGAUAUAAGGAUUUUGAAGUUGCAAGCCCAAAUGAAUCACUUCCAACAUCUCCUAGAGAGGCGGUGAAUUCCUUUUAUCGUUCAGCUUCAGAUUGGUUGAGGCGUCCAUGGAUAUCAGAUGUAAAGCCAAUGGACCAUAUGGUUCUUUGUAAGCAUAUUGAACUCAUUUUAGAAUGCGGCUUGAUUUUUGAAGAUGAUGUACACUUUGUUAAAAAUGUUCUACCCAGUUCACAAACUGAAAACCAAAUUGCAAACAAGAGAACAUUGAAUAGUGAAGUACUGAACUUGCCUUCCCCUUUUAACUGGCUGACUCAUAGUUUAGGGAAUGAAGUUAUCUGGCCAGUGACAGGAUCCUUAAUGUUUUGUGCUCUAUGGAGUUGGAGGAAAACUCGUCAAAAUGCUCAAAACCUUGUACAUCAAAAAAAUCUCUUACAAGCAAUGAAAGAUUUGUAUGUAGUUUUCUGGAAGUCAAUGAAAUUAUUACAGGAAAAUGAACUGAUAUUGCGGGGAUUUACUCUUGCCAAGACUGGAAGUACAGUAUCUCGCCUUGAAAACUCAGAUCUUCCGUGUAUGAUUCGAAAAUGGGAUUCAUCUCCUGGCCUUCGCAUAGCUGUAGCAAAAACUUUAGUUGAAGCAAUAACCACACUGUCAUGUGCCACUCAACAACUUAUCAGUUACUGUCCAUUGUUUGGUCAGCUGGAUAAUCCAAGUCAUUAUAUGUCUUAUCUUGAUGAAAAAACUUUAGGAUUGCUUCAAGAGGAGGAAGAAUUAGGUGUGAAGCUCAGUCAUUUGAAGAGGCUGCAUCACGUAUUUCUACUUCUUCAGUCAGAAUUCUUAAGGCGAUUAGCUCUCUGUUUCUGUCCUGAACUGUGGAGGUGGCAAUCAUUAAAGCAGGUGAAGAAUGUAAUGCAAACUGUAUGCAAUGUAACAAAAACAGCCUCACAUAUUCAUUCAAAUUUAAUAAAAGAGUAUCAAAUCUUUUAUUCAUAUGGUACCUGUGAAAAGAUUCAAGAUAACGCCCUUCUGCUGCCCAUUCAGAAAUCUGAUUUUUUCAAAACAACGGAUUUGCAAGAUGCCAUAAGAAGUGCUAGUUUACAUCUUCAAGUUUUAUUAUUAAACACUAGGACUUUAGAAGAGAGGUUGGAAAUCAAAGAACAAACUGUACAGGAGAAUGAAGAUCUUGAAGAUGUGAUAACUCACUUAUCAAGUAUAAUCCAAGAACUUGAUGCAUGUCGAAGCUGUUGUGAAGAAGGAAUAAUCCAAAUAAAAAAAUUAACAACUCUUGAAGCAUUGCCAGAACCUGAAGGAAGUGAAAGGAUCAUUGAUAAAAUUGAUAGUAGUGAUGCACCAUUGAAAGUUGUGCAGGUAGGCUAUACAGAUUUAGAUCCUCAAGUGGAAGAUGAAGUUUUUGAAGCUGUAAUAACUGAAGAUAUUGACAGUGAAUCUACAGUUUCAUAUAAUGAGGAUGUUAUUAAAAAUGAACAAAUGCAGUAUGAAAAGGCAAAACAGCUCUCUAAAAAAAUGAUGCAAGAGUUGAAAUCUGUACUUGUUAUCAAAGCACAAAAAUGGAAAGAAAGGGAAGCAAAAGCAUUACUAGCAAAACAAACCUCUCCCGAAUUGUCUCCUAAUAAUGAUCGAUCUUCAGUUAUCUCUGUUGCAACAGCUUCUUGUUCUGCUGUGAUGGUUGCUACGACUUCUGCCACCCAAACUUCUACUAUUGCCACUACCUUAAUUUCUGCCUCUACUGCUACUACCUCAACCUGUGUCUCUCCCACUAUCAGUUUUAAUACAGAUCAAGGAAAAAAUGAAAUUCCAUCAAAAAGUAUCUCGGAGAUGAAAUAUGGUCAGCCUGUUGAUAAAGUCUCUCAAGUUUUGCAUACAAAACCCAAAUCAAGUAGUCUACACAGUAGCCCUCGCAGAAAAGAAAGUCCUCAACACAAGUUAAUUCAUGGAUAUGCAGGAAGUGAAUGUUCUCUGGAACGGUGUGCAGAUUCUCCCGUAUCCAAUGCGUUCUCAUCAUCUAGUUCUCAAACAAUAUCGGGCAGGAGCCCAAAGCAUGUUUACGCUUCUGAAACAUUUAGGCCAUUGCAGAAUGAUUUGCAAUUCAGUGUGGGACUUCAUUUGUCCAACGAUGCUCUUGCCAAGUUUCAAGCUCGUAAUUUAGGAGGAUCUGACACCUUUUCAGGAACCGGAGAGAAAUCAAGUAGUGAAGAGAGUCUAGUUGAAGAUCAAUAGCAUUUUCCUGCGUCAUUUACGCAGGUUAUUAGAAGGAAAGUUUAAAGAUACACCUAAUGUUGGCACACAAGAUAAUGCAAUUAAUUUUAGUGAUCUCAUAUUACACAUAUUCAUGAACUGCAGUUUGUGGAUAUGGUGGAAUGAAAAUGCUCUUGUUAUUUAUCACUGAAUAUAUGAGGUGAAAUUGUUAUUGCUUCUGAUAAUCUUUAAAAACUAGGCACGUCAAUAAGCGAGAUUGCAAUUUAUAGUACUAAUAAAUUUGUUGAAGUAAAAGGACAAACUUGAUGUAGUUCCUAUUAAAUGAAUACUAGUCGAUGUAUUUUGUCUUCAAAAUUUGUGAAACACUGCUUCUCUCUGGUGUGAGAUAUGGUUAUCAAUUUGUAUUUAUGUACCUUGUUUGAUUUUUUUAUUUAAAUUACAUGGCAAAAAAUACUAACCUAAUGGAGCAAUGUGAAUGUAAGGAUAUCUAACAGAAAUUAUGCUUUAAUAAUGCAUAAGAUAUUUACCGCUGUUAUUAAUUUCCACACCUAGAGCCACAGAACUGCUGAACUUAUUAGACUUACUAGACUGAGUAAACAUAAACUUUUAAACGAGUAAACAUUUUUCAAUUUUUAUAAUUUUUUAAUUUUUACUUUUAUCUAUGCCCAGGUCUUAGUUCAAAGAACUUAAUUGUUGUUUUAAGUUUAUUUACUUUCUCAACCCAUAUAAUUAUUUCAGUUGUGUAUAUUUGUAAAUAUUUUUGUUUUAAUUGUUAUGUCUGAGUAGGUUGGUGCAGUAUUAACAUUAAAAAUGAAUACUGUUACUAGGUAAAAGCACAAAACAUUUAUGCAGUUAAAUGUUGUAUGAAUGAGAUUUUUAAAAUUACAAAUUUCUUCAUAACCCAACUUUUCAGAAGAGAGAAGUGUUAUUUUAUGAAUACUUUCAAAAAGAACUAAAAUAAUAAAUAUUAAAUUAAAUGCAAAUGAUGUCACAUUCUCUUGUUCCCUACUUCCAAAAAUGAGAAAUAUUCAAGAAAAUAAAAUUUUGUUGGGUAAAGAAUUACUCUAAGUUGUAUCAAAGGUCAGAAGAAAUUCAGUUGGCAUAAUUAGUAUUGUGUUGUUAAUAAUCGAGCACAAUGUGUUGUUUGUUUAAUAUGGCCAAGUUGUUUAUUUCAAGUAGAAUAUUAAAUAGUCAAAAUCUGUAAUUAGAUUCAAUGACAUUUUAAGCUUCCAACACUAUACAUGGCCUUCAUUGCAGUAUUCUCUAAUCAUUUUGUAGUUAUGAAUGCAAAUAGCCUAAUACAGUAGAUCAAAAUGCUAAAGAGGUGCACAUCUAAAAGAGGGCUUGAAGUGAUUGUGUGGAUUGUGACCUUUGUUUUGAUUGCAUUUAUGUUCCUUUCGAAAUAUACCUGAAAUAAAAUGCUUCGGCGGUGAGUAAAAAGUUGAUUAUUAUUUUGUGAAUGUGUUAGAAAAUUGUAAGACUUAGAAAUGUCUGCAGUGCAAAAACAAAAGUUUGAAUGAAAGUUAUAGAUAUAGACCGUCAUCCGCACAACUAUUUUAUAAAAAUGGAAAACAAUAACAUGUUAUUUAGAAUUCUCAUGUUCUUUUCGUUGUUCAUAUGACUUUCAAGUUACACUGUAAAGUAUAGUUUUGCAAUACCUCAAAGUAAAUUUAUGCUUCUGAAAUAUUGAGGCUCGUAAAUGACACUGGGGGACUUACUUGUCCAGCAAUGCUCUUGUUAAGUUGAAGCUCAUAAUUUACUCUGUAAAUGACAGGCAACUUAUUUGAGUGAUUUUAAAAGGGUCGACUUAUUUCAAUUUUUAGCAUGGCAUUGAGAGCAAAUCUAUUUCUAAAUAUAUAAAAAUUUGGAAAGCAAAAAUAUUGCUAAAGAGAAAGAAAUUCAAAGAAAUAUUCUAUGAAUAAAUCAUAAAAACGAGUACUUUUUUUUUUAGGGACCAUCGCAAAAAUUAUUAUAAGCGCAUGGUAAAUGCUGAGCUCGCAUUUUUUAAAAAUUUUUCUUUGGCAUCUUCCCUGAUCUGAAUCUGGGCAAAAGGAAGCUAAAUUCUUUCUAACAAUUAUACUGACACAAUCAUUCCUCCAGAUUCUGACCAGAAUGUGCUCAUACUUAUUGGGAUAUGUUCUCCUCUUGUGUAAGUCUUUCCAAUCAGAAAAAUGUCGAAAAUGAAUUCUUACUUAUAAGAAGCAUCAUGGUGCAUAGUUCCUGAUAAUUUUUCUUUCUCUUUAAAUAUGUAAGUCCGUAUACUGUUUGCAUGCUUAAUAUAUCACUAUUCAGAAUCAUAUUUGAACAUUUCAUUAUACUUUAUAAUGCCAGUCUGGUAGGCAAAAGGCAUUAUGGCUGUUAUUAAAUUUUUCCAACUAACUUCCUUUUUGUGGCUUGUACACGUUUUUAUUUGUAGUAUAUUCCAGUCAUCACUGAAAAUGUGCAUCUCCGUUAGCUUAACUUGUAGUAAAACAAAAAAAAUAAAUGCUGCUAGGUAUUGUGGUUAUUCCAUAUCUGUGUAACACAAUAUGAAUUAGUACUCUGAAAAAUUUUGUUGUAAACUAUGUAGAAGUAUUCCCUCAACAUAGAUUGUCAUGUUAAUUAUGGUGAAAAAUGUUUGGUUACAUCAUAUUCUUUUGAUAUCAUUUAUUUAUUCUUGAAGAAUCUGAUCUAAAAUAUCAAAACUACGGUUGAAUGGUUCAGAUUGCAAUUGAAAUAAAGAGUAUUUCCAUUAUGAUUCAGGAUAUGAAUGAUAUGAAAAACAUUUUCUUUAUGAACUGUUGGAUCUUUCUAGAAAUGUAUUUUUUCAUCCUAAUUGGCACAUCAGUUUCAAAAUGAAAUUGAUGAAAUCACUACAGUGCUCUUAAAACAUCUUUUGGUGACUCCUGUUAUUAUGUUAAACAGUUUUUUUGCAAAUAAAUAUUUGAGAUGUUGCACAUGUGUGUUCUCUGCUAAAUCCUGUCCUGAAUGAUUACAGCUUUUAAGUGGUUACAGUAGCUCUUUGAUACAGUUACAUAGAUCCUUAAAUGUCCUUUCCCCACUGAAAAGUAAUACAUAAAUGGUGGUGUGUAUUUCUAAAGAAAAUUCUAAUUGCAUGCAAAUGAAUGGAAAAUAAAUUUAAUUGUUAUACUAUUAAAUAUUAUUAUGGUAGUAGUAUUUAGACCUUGUCAGUCUGCAGAUUAAAGCAAGAGAAUCAUGGAAUGAAUAAGCUUUUCAGACAUUGCUAAUAAGUGACAUUAAUUGGAAGAGAUGAAAAGAUUAUAAACAGAACUGUUGAUAGCCAUAGCUUUUGUUUUUAUUAUUUUCAUUUUUGUGAAAGCUUAUUACAAAAGAGAUCUCAUUCAGUAUUUAGGAAUUUUCACAACCAAUAAUGAAGUAGAGUAUUUGAAAUAUACAUUAUUGCAUUAAAUUCAUAGAAGGCACUACAUGUAGCAUGUGUGGAAGUAAAAUUUCAACAAUGUACCAGUCACACAAUGAGAUAUGAUGAAUUAAAUAAGCAGAACAAUAAAACUUUUAUGAAACAUUCAGUAAUAAAAUUCGCAUAAAAUGAAUGAAUGUUGUUGUUUUUGUUUUUUUAAAUUAGCAAGCUUAUUUCAAUUUUGACCUGUAAUUCUGAAGAGCAGGUCACUGAUUUAUUUUGUAUGUAUAUUGCAACGUUUUCAUAAAAUACUAAAAUCACUCACAGUUUACGUGGGUGACAAGUUUCAAAUAGUUCGUGAAAAUGUGAAAAUACAUUGAAACCUGUUCAACAAUAAGGGAAGAAUUCAUUGGAAUGCAUAACAUUGAUAUUUAAAAUCUAAUAUAAAGGUAAUUGCAAAAUCCAGUGCUUACAUUAGAAAUUAACCUUCAUAUUGGAGGUACUUUCAGCUAUUGCUACAGUUUAUUAUAAUUUGAUGACCUAAUACUUUCAAAACCUUCGUCCUUGAAUCAUAAGCAUUAUUGCAAGAACUUGGACAUUUGUAUUUGAGAAUAUGUCUUGGAAGAUCAGAGGCAUUAAUAACAUUGAUACGGAUAUGAACUAUCUUUAAAGUUAAGCAAUUCUUAAAUUUUGUAAUAUUUGUUGGUAGUAUCUUCAAAAGGAAUAGUUUUGAAAAUUCAUUUUCUGCUCAUAAAAACUUAAGAAAUAUGAAUUUCAUUUUUCUUUGAACAUUUAAGACUAAACAUGAUCAGAAUAAAAUACUUAAUUUUCAUCAGAACAAGAUGUCAUCAAAAAUUCAAUACUUUAAUAAAAAAAAUUGUUUCCAUUAUUGAGAGUAUACUUUAAAAGAGCCAUAAAUGUUUGUAAAGCUGUAUCUACAUCAUGUUAAAAAGUGUUUAAAGUAGUACAUUUUUGCGGACAAUGUCAGUUGAAUAAUGAAAUAAAUAGUAUUUAAUGCAAAAGAUUAGACAAUAUUCAGAAAGCGUAACAAACAAAAACCAAUUAUUUUUUUAUCACUCAAAGAUCCUUUUUAAUUUGAGUGGCCAAAUUUUUGAGGUUUUUUAUAAUAUACCUGUGACACACGAUACAAUGUGUGUUCUAAUUAAUAUAAUUUAUAACUUUGCUUGCAGCGACCACGAUUUUGUGUACAAGUCUGAGGAAUUUUAGAAAUUUGUUGACUGAAUGUUUUGUAUUUAAUUUUGAGACCAACUCAAGUUAAAAAGAAAAAUAUUUCAGUUACGUUAGAGUAAGAACAAUGGAAAAAGUAUCAGCAGAUUAAAAACGUAAGUCACCAUUCCAUUCCAGAAAUGUUGAGUAUGCGAGAGUUGUGCAAAUUUUACAAUGCUUCCCCCCAAAAAUUACAGAUUUUUAUUGGAAACUGCGUAAUUAUCCUUAAAUAUAUUUAAAGUACCAUUUUAUCAACAAUCACACUUUAGAUUGCUCAGAGCACAGGUUAACAAUAUUGCAGUACUUGAAUUAUAUUUUAACAAAGAAUUUAUAUUGUAAUAACAUUCAUAGAUCAACUCAAUUUAUCUGAGCAACUUAAAUUAAAAUAUAUUGUCUGCAUUUAACUCUAUAAUAAUGUAGAUUUUUUCUAUGUAACCAGAAAUAAUUCAAAUGACUGCAGAAGCUGUUCCAUCUUGUAGCCACAUUCAUGGAGGUAUUUCUUCAUAAGAAUGCAGAUGAGCCACAUUUGUAUGCAACAGAAGGCUGGCUUUGAAACUCCUGAAGGUCCCACCAGCAACAAAAUACGCAAUUAGAG
This is a messenger RNA of Gryllus bimaculatus (two-spotted cricket), 7814 nucleotides long. NCBI's taxonomy places the organism in Eukaryota, Metazoa, Arthropoda, Insecta, Orthoptera, Gryllidae. The record is from the annotation of a GenBank genome assembly.